AGAAACAGCAGAGAUGGCCUCUGCAGCCUUCAAAUCCACCUCCAAACGAGGGGGAAGUCUAAAUUCCAAUUGCACCAACGCUCAGAAUUCCCACCAUUCCCAAAACCCCACCAUCAGAAGGCAACGAUCUCAAAGCGUCAGCGCAGUUUCCAGAGCCAAACAGUCCCUGAACGACAUUUCUUCUGAAUUUUCCAACAAAAGAGAGAACCCACUUUUCUGGGCGGCUAAUAGUACUAUUUCUACUGCUGAUGAUCAAGAAAAAGAUGAAAAACAGAGAAGGGUUGUUGAGGCGACGGGUACAACUGCUGCUGAGAGGGGACGAUCAGUUACGAGGAAUUCUUCUGCUGGGCUGAAGAGUAAUGGAAUUGGGCGUAGCUUGUCUAGAGUUCGUGGAAGGUCCGUCUCUAGAGGACGCUAUGGAUCCUAUGAGAGUGAUAAGGAGCAAGAAUUGGUAAGAUUGAAUAAUGCUCAACAAGAUUUUAACUUUAAGCAAGUUGCUAACAAUUUGAGAAGUGGGAAUACAGUAAAAAAUGGAGCUGAUAGGCAGGGAUGGAUCAAGAGUUCACCAAUGCCAAGCAACCAUGGCCAAGCAACUGAGUGUUCUGAAGAGGAUUCCGUUUGCAGUUUUCAAUUUUCAAACUGGGAAGAUGGGAUUUCAACAUGUUCCCUAUCAGAAACUGAAGAGAAAACCAUUAUUGCUGUUUGCGAACAAAUGAAGGGUGACAAAUGGGGAGGUGAUGCUGCUGAUGCUAGUGGAAUAUAUGAAACUGUCCGAUCAGAAGUGAGACGUGCUAUCUCAAAUAUGCAAAAUGACAUUGAAAGUGCUAUUCGACGGGGUAAUGUUAAUGGUAUUGUGACUGCAGACAUUGCUGAUAUACCUCCACUCAGUGUCAACUCUGGUUCUGUUGAAUCGGUCUUGGACAUCAGAAGAGAAUAUGCCCAAAAACUUGAAGAGUCUGAAGAAAGAGCAAGAAAACUUAGAGCAGAUCUGGCUGUAGAAGAGCACCGUGGGCAGGAGUUUAGUAGAAUACUUAAGGAGACACUUCCUGAUCCAAGAACAUCUAAUCCUCAGAAAUCCCGUGCUGGAAGAAAAAGAAGCACUGAAAGGAAAAAGAUAUCAAAAUGUCUUGCAGAAGAAGCUAUGGCAUAUUUCGAUGAAUGCGUGUCAAUAUCAACCUUUGAUAGUUCAGAUUUUUCUGCAUCUGAAGAUCCAUCUCAUAUCUCUGCUGGAUCCUCGACUGCAGUUCAUGACAUUGUGCCUGUACUUCAAGGAAGUUUGAGCGUCAAUCUACCUCUUCAUGCACAUGAUAGUUUCUCGAAGGAAAAACAGACACUGGGGGGGCAUGGUCAGCUGAUGCAAAGCCGUGAGGAUUCUAAUUUAACUGCACAUAGUAGUAGCAAUGCGCUCACCGUGGACCAAGUAGAUAAAAGGAGCAAAAGCAGAGGAAGCAGUGAACCUUAUCGGUUUUCGUUUGCUCAAAAACCAAAAGAAAACACGGGACCUCAAAACAACAUCACGAAUUAUGUAAAGCAUUUUGAAAGAGGCCUUGGUACAAAGGCAGCAGGCUCAGAUUAUACAAGAACGGUAUAUGAUACUGGUGAGUUUGAUUUACAUGGUUGUCUUGAAAGCUUCUUGUUCGAAAGGGUGUUUUUCAGGAAAAGAGUAGAAUCUGGAAGCCUGCAUUUAUGUGGUGGAAGUGGUUCAGUCACCUUUUCUUCUUUUGGUUCUGUCCCGUGAAUCUUGGAAGCUGGGAAACUCAAUUUUAAGCGGCCAUGGGCCUGCUUGGCUUGCGGCUGACAAAUUCAUUUUGGGGUUCCCUCAGUGGCAGUUCUUGACUUCGGAAAAGUUGAUGAGGAGUCGGGAUUGUUGCUAUGAAAUGGUUUUAGUUUUUUAAAGACAAUGGAAACCUGUUUGAUUGCAGUUUUUUGAAACAUAUGAAAAGGAAAGAUGUUUUUGGAUUGGGGGUUUUUGCAUUAUUAACUUCCUUAUACAGGAUUAUGUUUUCAAACUUCCUUGUGGAUCGUGUAGAUACGAUGUCUUUAUUUGGCUUAUGUCGCCAUGCUGGAGAUGACUCCGCAAUGCAAGCAGUUUAUAAGAAGGGUUGGAAAUACACUCUUUAUCACA
Messenger RNA from Coffea eugenioides, 2125 nucleotides. RefSeq lists its product as uncharacterized. Lineage: Eukaryota; Viridiplantae; Streptophyta; Magnoliopsida; Gentianales; Rubiaceae. The transcript is spliced from 8 exons. Bases 14 to 1738 code for a protein of 574 amino acids. The record is from RefSeq and is a predicted model, not a curated record.